Funneliformis geosporum is the source of this 453-nucleotide messenger RNA. The record is from the annotation of a GenBank genome assembly. NCBI's taxonomy places the organism in Eukaryota, Fungi, Glomeromycota, Glomeromycetes, Glomerales, Glomeraceae.
AUGGCAGGAUUUCCUAAUAACAAGGAAGCUAUACCGAAAGAGUUAAGAUACAUGCAAAUGAUACAAGAAUCAUGUUUACUUAAAGUCGGUUUCGCUGGGUUUGUAUUGGGUGGAGUAGUUGGGAUGUUUAUGUCAUCAUUUGAAAUGGCUUCGGUAGAUCCAGCAAUUUAUGAACAACCAAUGAAACAGCAAUUAAAAGCGACUGCAAAGGAUAUGGCACAACGAUCUUUUUCCAUGGCGAAAAAUUUUGCUUUAGUUGGAUCAAUUUUUUCUGGUACCGAAUGUGUGAUCGAAACUUACCGAGCAAAGAAUGAUAUAUAUAAUGGUACUGCAUCUGGCUGUAUAACUGGCGCCGUAUUGGCUGCUAAAUCUGGUCCACAAGCUGCUUUAAUUGGAUGUGCAGGAUUUGCAGCCUUUUCAACAGCCAUCGAAUUUUAUAUGAGGAGAGAAUAA